Messenger RNA from Suillus clintonianus, 919 nucleotides. RefSeq lists its product as uncharacterized. The transcript has 2 exons. The record is from RefSeq and is a predicted model, not a curated record. The coding region runs from base 198 to 743 and encodes 181 amino acids. Lineage: Eukaryota; Fungi; Basidiomycota; Agaricomycetes; Boletales; Suillaceae.
UCUGGUUCCGCUGGUGCAAAACUAUCAGGUAUCGCCGGUAGCGUCCCAGCCUAGGGACUAUCAUGCGAGAAAGCAGACAACUACGAGACCUUAUGUGGUACAUCAACUCAGCGAAGCAACACAGAGUAUACCACCACCACCAUCAUCAUCAUCAUCACAGCAAUCACCUGCCACUACCAAAUCACAGGUGAAGUACCAUGCUCCGCUCCGGCCUGUGUUUUUUUUCUUCUCCUAGGUUCUUAAGUUCACUGUCUCAUUCCCACGCAGACCUAUUAUGUGAGACAGAACCAACCAAAGAACCCAAUAUUUAUGAGCAACACAGAGCAUAUCACCACCACCAUCACAGCAACCACCUGCCACUAUCACGAUAUCCGACCCGCGACGCCAAGUUCGAUCACCUAAAGCGUGUGCGCUCAAGCCUGUUUGUUCUCCUUUUAGAUUCUUUUCACUGUCUCAUUUUCACGCAGAGGAACUAUCAUGCGAGAAAGAAGACAACUACGAGACCCGAUACUUAUGCCAUACAUCAACCCAGUGAAGCAAUCCAGAGCAUGCCACCACCAUCAUCACAGCAACCAUCUGCCACUAUCACGAUAUCCGACACGAUUCCCGCAGUUGCCACCACCGCAUUAGCGACUGGAACACCAUCGCACCUUGAUAUCACCAUAAAGCGGGCUGGAUGGUGGACUCGGUUCUUGCUAUGGAUUAGUUGCGUGUCCAUUCAGUACACGGACAGUCAACAUUAGGCCCUAGGGAAGAUAGAUAGCGGAUUUUAUGCGUCGUUUUGACAUUCUGUAUCCUCCCAUGCCAUGGCUCUCAUGUGCUCCAUCAUUUGUACUGUAUCUUUUUUAUCCUUCCUGCUAUCUACCUUUUUCGCGCUGAACAAUCUUGUUUAGUACCUGCAUGAAUUUCAACCUCAGCC